AUGAGUCAAACAUUUCCAUUUCUCGAGAAAAUUCAAGAUCGUUUGGGAUACAUUGUCAUUGAUGAGACUGGAGCGAUCAUAAAGUCUGAUGGUGAAUUGUCGAAUUCUGAGCACACAGCAAGAGUCGUCAAAGAGUUACUGUACCUCGAGAGGCCAAAAUCCGCCAUUAAACCCAAGCACAAAAUGGUCGAAAUGACGAUAGACUACUCGACGCAUUUCUAUACGAUUGUCCGCAGCGGGAAGUACGCCUUUUGCGUGAAGCGAAAGAGGAAUCGAGCGAUUACACCCCAAACCACCGUGAAUCCGUUGCAACUCACAUCCGACAUCCAAGAAACAAAACCACCCAGUCGAUCACCGUCCAAAUCGCCGAAU
Mesorhabditis belari is the source of this 372-nucleotide messenger RNA. The record is from the annotation of a GenBank genome assembly. Lineage: Eukaryota; Metazoa; Nematoda; Chromadorea; Rhabditida; Rhabditidae.